UCUUUCCACACCUCUGCUCGCUCAGACCAGCUCGCGUCUGCGACACAGCUCUCUCCGCCCUUCCGACAGCGCACUCGUGCACGUUUGAGCCGGCCCGCCCUCACUCGCGAUGAGCCUCUCCAACCCGAUCAACCUGCCCAAGUGGCUCGCCGAGAACGCCGACCGCCUCAAGCCGCCGGUCGGUAACUUCUGCCUAUACGACGGAGGCGACUUCACCGUCAUGGUCGUCGGCGGGCCCAACUCGCGCAAUGACUAUCACCUGAACGAGACCGAGGAAUGGUUCUACCAGUACAAGGGCCACAUGACGCUCAAGGUCGUCGACAACCCUGUCCGGGCCGAGCGCGUCACGACCAAGGAGGGGCUUGAGGCCGUCCGGGUCGAGGGCGGCGAGUUUCGCGAGAUUACGAUCGGCGAGGGCGAGAUGUUCUUGCUGCCAGGGAACACGCCGCACAACCCGUGUCGCUACGCCGACACCGUGGGCAUCGUCGUCGAGCGGGUGCGACCCGGCUCUGCCGUCGACCGCCUGCGAUGGUACUGCCAGAACCCGGAGCACAAGACGCCGACCGUCAUCCGCGAGGUGUCCUUCCACUGCUCGGACCUCGGGACGCAGCUCAAGCCGCUGAUUACUGAGUGGAUGUCGACGCCCGAGCUGCGAGUUUGCCCCGAGUGCGGGCAGCAGGCCGAGGGCAAGUGAGGGCGAGCGUUUGUCGUUCCUCUCUGUGCAAAGCUUUCUCUCUCGCACUGG
Messenger RNA from Rhodotorula graminis WP1, 745 nucleotides. RefSeq lists its product as uncharacterized. Lineage: Eukaryota; Fungi; Basidiomycota; Microbotryomycetes; Sporidiobolales; Sporidiobolaceae. Gene Ontology annotation, cellular component: cytoplasm. The record is from RefSeq and is a predicted model, not a curated record. The transcript has 7 exons. The coding region runs from base 110 to 694 and encodes 194 amino acids. Gene Ontology annotation, molecular function: 3-hydroxyanthranilate 3,4-dioxygenase activity; iron ion binding. Gene Ontology annotation, biological process: 'de novo' NAD+ biosynthetic process from L-tryptophan; quinolinate metabolic process.